Messenger RNA from Fusarium redolens, 489 nucleotides. RefSeq lists its product as uncharacterized. Lineage: Eukaryota; Fungi; Ascomycota; Sordariomycetes; Hypocreales; Nectriaceae. The record is from RefSeq and is a predicted model, not a curated record. The coding region runs from base 221 to 442 and encodes 73 amino acids. The transcript has a single exon.
GGAAAAUAUUUUAUUACCCGAUCACUCUCUCGGUUACACGGCAAGGCAUGGAGACGUCGUGAACCAUCACCAUCGUAUUUGAAAUACGUAAUGGAAAACGAAAAAGGGUCACCGUAACCGGAUCUGUUAAUUAUGCGAAAACCACACCGCAUCAAGCGCUAAAUAUCAGCAUCCUAUAGGAGGAGUUAGAGCCCUUGAAUAUACUUUCGGCAGCUAAUUUAUGGGUAUGCGCGUGGUUUUCCGGCUGUUUCAGAGAUGGCUGCUCGUCCCAUUCUGGAACUUUUCCACGAAUAUCACUGGAGCCUUGGCACCUUUGAUGCAUACCCGGAUAUGCGGGUGCACAGUUUCGAUGAUCUUGUUCCCGCUUAGGAAGAUUAAUGGCGAGGAGACCUAUACGGGCCGUACCGAUCUAUCCGGGGGCAUAAAGAGCGGCAGUCGAUAGAGUAGUUGACUAUAAAAGGACAGUUGGUAUCUAUAGUAGUUGGGGCG